CAGGAACUGAGAACGGUGCACAACAUUUCUACUAAUUCUGAUAUACUAUUAUCAGUCUUAUACUUUAUACGGUUCUUUAUUUGAAGAUUCGCAUAAGAACCUACAAGGAUAACAGUAUAUGCAGACUGCCAUAAAAGAUCUAAAGAACUAAAGUCACCAUGGUAGACCACCUGGCAUUUUCCGACGAAAACGCAGAGCGCAUUGCUGCUGUAGAGAGCUUCUUCGGUGGAUCGGGGAAGCCUCUUGCAGAAUAUGGCCGGGUUCUGGUGGGAGAAGGGAGACUUCUGAAACUCUGUCGCCGCAGCCCCCAGCCUAAGAUGUUCUUUCUCUUUAAUGAUAUUUUAGUCUACGGCAGCAUCAUAUUCCAUGGACGCUGGUACAAAAAUCAACACAUAAUCCCCCUUGAAGACAUUGUUGUGGAGGAUUUGGAAGACAGCCUGGAUAUGAAAAACCAGUGGCUCAUCAGGACGCCUCGAAAGUCCUUCUACGUCUCCGCCGCAUCCCCCAAUGAAAAGCAGGAAUGGCUCAAGCACAUUCAGGAGUGCAGGGCAAAGCAUUUGGUCAAGUCAGGACGGGCGCCUAACAAUAAUUUUGCCGCGACGUGGAUUCCCGACCGAGCGUCUGCCAUCUGCAUGCGCUGUUCUGACAAGUUUUCGGUCACCCACCGGCGGCAUCACUGCCGGCAGUGUGGCUUCGUGGUGUGCAGCUCCUGUUCCAAGGGCAGGUUCGUCAUCCGGGACAUUUCUCCCAAACCUGUCAGGGUGUGCGUGUUGUGCUUUCAGGCCCUGCAGGCUAAACACAAAUGGACUCACACUGUCGAUAAAAACUGGUCCGAUGAAGAUGAGCUCUCCAUUCCCAUGUAUGAGAGCUCCAGCGAAGAGGAUAGCGACGAACGAUAUGAGGAUCACCGACCUACCCAGUGGAUGCAAUCACAGAAUCACAUUGAGAACAGCUCAUGGUCAUCAUACAUUCGCUAAAAACUGUAAAAAAUUAACAAUUCUUGAAAUUCAGAUGUUGGUUCAAAUAAGUCUAAAUCCUAAAAAACAGUCCUUAAAAAGACAGGAAAAUCAUGCUUAAACCUUAAUCUCCACUACAAUUUAGAAUGAUAUGAUGUUUACACUAGGCUUUGGUAGUCUUUUGUGGACCUUUUUAAUAUAGGUUUGCCAAAACUUGCAAUAAAAGUCUUACAAAUUUUAUACAUGGUGAUACCUGUUAAUAUUCAAAGUAAAAUUGCUAACCUGAAUUUGUGUGACGACGCUCUGUAACUACACUGUAAUUUUUGAAUGUAGACAUUACCUCAGAACUUUUCUCUUCUUCAUUGGUGGUGAUGUAGUUAUGGAAUUUAUUUAUGCAGUGUUUAGUUAAUAUAUAUAUAUGUAUAUUUGUGUUACAAAAAUGUUUUAUUUAAUGUAUUAUUUUGUAUAUUUAUGCCACUGAAUACACUGACAUAUAUAUGAAUUACAGUCCUUAAUCAUUUUAUGAGAUUAUGCAAAUGCACUU
Lepisosteus oculatus (spotted gar) is the source of this 1500-nucleotide messenger RNA. RefSeq names its product pleckstrin homology domain containing, family F (with FYVE domain) member 1 (gene plekhf1). Lineage: Eukaryota; Metazoa; Chordata; Actinopteri; Semionotiformes; Lepisosteidae. The record is from RefSeq and is a predicted model, not a curated record. Gene Ontology annotation, biological process: endosome to lysosome transport; endosome organization. Gene Ontology annotation, cellular component: early endosome. Gene Ontology annotation, molecular function: phosphatidylinositol binding; metal ion binding.